Molecule: messenger RNA, 1119 nt
Organism: Aspergillus fijiensis CBS 313.89
Lineage: Eukaryota; Fungi; Ascomycota; Eurotiomycetes; Eurotiales; Aspergillaceae
Product: GroES-like protein
Exons: 2
Coding region: 1-1119 (372 amino acids)
Source: RefSeq, a predicted model, not a curated record
AUGCGGGGCGUGGUCUGGACAGGGACGCCUUUCAAUGUCAGUGUCGUUGAACUGCCGGUUCCACUCCUUCAGUCCGCUACAGACGCAAUUGUAAGGGUUUCAGUCGCAGGCAUUUGUGGUACAGAUCUGCAUACCUAUCGUGGCCAUUAUGGAAGUGCAACAGUCCCGUGGGCCAUGGGUCAUGAGGCCCUUGGCUUCAUCACUGACCUUGGGGAUGCUGUUAGCAAUUUUCGGGUGGGAGAUCGAGUAGUGAUCUCGGACACUGUUCACAACGCGCAGGUGGUUACAGAGCCUACUACCUCGUUUCCUUUUGGCAUGGGGCCUGACCGGGGGGAUCUGGGUGGCUGUCAGAGCGAGUAUGUGAGGGUCCCUUUUGCCGAGCAAAACUUGAUUCCUGUCCCGUCGAACACUUCCAUCCCGUCAGACAGUGAUAUCGACUACCUGUUUCUGUCUGAUAUCUUCGCUACUGGCUGGGGUGCCCUUGAUUUCUCUGGUUUUGAACCAGGUGAUACUGUCGCCGUCUUCGGGGCUGGCCCUGUGGGCCUCCUGUCGGCGUAUUCAGUGGUGCUUCGUGGGGCAUUCAAGGUAUACGUCGUGGAUUACGUGCCUGAACGGCUUGAGCUGGCUCGUUCCAUAGGUGCUGUGCCCGUGAACUUUUUGACAUCGGACCCUGUGGAGCAGAUUCUUGCUCAAGAACCGAACGGCGUCAUCCGCAGCGUGGACUGUGUUGGAUUCGAAGCAGUCAAUCAAACGCUUCAAAUGGAAUCGGACAUCAUCAUUCGCCAGAUGGUCAAUGUGACCGCAAGAAACGGUGGAAUAGGUGGUGUCGGCAUCUACGCGGACGUGCAUAACAGCACAGGGGUUCCACGAGGAAGCUCUGUCAUGAGUGAUAUCAGCUUCCCUGUUGGCACAUUCUUCUCGAAGAGCCUUCAGUACAAAGUCGGUGCUAUCUACCCUCCAGACUACGCUACCACACUGUUGCCACUGAUAAGUAGUGGUCUCGCUAAGCCGAGAUUCGUUAUCAGCUCCCUAGUCCGCAUCGAGGACGCACCACAGGCCUAUGCACGGUUCAAUGCGCACCAGGAAACUAAGGUUGUCAUUCGUUUCCAGUGGUCUUGA